UAACCUCAAAAUAUAAAUUAGUAAAAUGGCGACAACUGAUGAUUCUGCUGUUGAAUUGUCACAUAUUACAGAGUAGAAAAUUAAAAAUUUGUUGACAUUGAAAAUGUCAAAAAUGCGGGUCACGAUUAAAUUAACAUUGCUAAAAUUAUUCGCGAUGACUUUACAAUGAAGUCAAUUGUGCCAAUGUACGUUAAAAUAAGUUUUUCCCAAAACAAGACGUGAUUAAACGACUGUAUAAAUGUGUGUUAGAUAAAAUCGGAAAGAAAUCGAAAUCGUUGUAAAAUUGUUGAAUUACGUGUGUUGACUGACGUUUAACGGGUUUUUUAUUUCUUUAAAAAAAAAAACCUCGUUCUUAGUCUUUGUCUUUAAUAUCGCAAUAUGUGCGAGUCACUGAGUGUUUCCUGUUUGUUUAUUCGUUGCAGAAAAAUAGUCUGAAAUUAUAAUUAUAUUUUUUUGUCUUUUUUAUAUACAUAGUUUUUGUUUUUUUUUCCAAAAUAUGUUUUCCAUAUCGAAUCUUUGGAACAGUAUUGAACACAUUAUUGUUGAUUACAUUGACGUUGACUUCACACUAUGGCUUUCUUGGCUAUUGAUGCCACUUAUAAUUACGUUUUUACUUCCGUUAAUGAUUGUGAUACUUCUCUACGUUUCCGCAUCGAUACUUUAUGUGUACAAAAUACAUAGAGCAAGAUUGAGACAGGCGUACGAAUCUGAUUGGAGAGACGCGGGUAGUAAAGUUGUCGCUGCCCUUUGGGACGCUCACGGUUGGAUAUGGCAUGGCUACGAGGUUGUUGGACUCGAAAAUAUACCCGUGGAUCAACCAAUAUUGUUUGUCUAUUAUCAUGGUACAAUACCCAUUGAUCUUUAUUAUUUCCUAUCGAGGGUACUUUUAUUUCAUUCAAAGCUAAUUCACACCGUUGCCGAUCGUUUUCUCUUCAAAGUUCCCGGAUGGUCCGUUAUUUCCGAUGUUCUCAAAGUCAUUCCAGGUACAGUGCAAACAUGCUCGUCAAUUCUUAAGGAGGGCAAUAUGCUCGCCAUUUCACCUGGUGGCGUUUAUGAGGCACAAUUCGGCGAUUCCUAUUAUCGACUCAUGUGGAAGAAACGACUUGGCUUUGCAAAAGUUGCUCUCGACGCAAAAGUGUGUAUUAUUCCUUUCUUCACGAGAAAUAUUAGAGAAGCCUUCAGGACAAUUAGUUGGGGUCGAAGAUUUUGGUUGAGAUUAUAUGCAGCCACGAGAUUUCCAUUUGUCCCGAUUUAUGGAGGAUUUCCCGUCAAGCUGAAAACAUUUGUAGGCAAACCAAUUCCUUAUGAUGAAAGUCUUACACCUGAGCAAUUGCAAAUAAAGGUUGCAACAGCUCUUGACGAAUUGAUUCAACAACAUCAAAAAGUGCCAGGAAGUAUAACGCGCGCAUUACUCGAACGAUUCUACAAUGAGGAUACUCCGAAACUUCACUGAAUGUGACGAAAAAUACAGUAGUAAACAAUUUCUCUCUAAUAUAUUAUUAGAAUUGUGAAUUGUGUAUGUGUGUGUGUGUUUGUAUGAGGGCGGAAAAAGAUAAUAAUUAUAAUAAUAAUGUGUCAUCGAACAUAAUUUUCAGUUACAUUCCGAUUGUUUUUUUUUUGUCACGUCAAAAUAUUUUUUUUUAUCGGUUGCAAUACUGAAAAAGAGAUUUUAUACAUAUAUAUAUAUAUAUAUUUAAUAUAGGUAAAUUUUUAAUGAGGUGCAAAGCAGAAACUUAAAAAAAUAUUUAAAUAUGUAUUUUUAUUUAGGAUCAUUUCAAAUUGAGUUGGUGUAUGUACUUAAUGACUGCCUUAUUUAUUUUUUAUACGACGAACUAACAUGCAUAUAUUAACAAAGACUUUUAAAGUUCUUUGUUUGUAAAUAACUUAUUGAAAUAAAAAUCAAUUUUUUUUCCUGUUGGAAAAUUAAUUAAAGGAAA
This is a messenger RNA of Leptopilina boulardi, 1937 nucleotides long. RefSeq names its product transmembrane protein 68. The transcript has 5 exons. Gene Ontology annotation, molecular function: acyltransferase activity. Gene Ontology annotation, cellular component: membrane. The record is from RefSeq and is a predicted model, not a curated record. Bases 497 to 1453 code for a protein of 318 amino acids. Lineage: Eukaryota; Metazoa; Arthropoda; Insecta; Hymenoptera; Figitidae.